This is a messenger RNA of Linum trigynum, 4636 nucleotides long. The record is from the annotation of a GenBank genome assembly. Lineage: Eukaryota; Viridiplantae; Streptophyta; Magnoliopsida; Malpighiales; Linaceae.
UCCUACCUACGAAACGGUCCACCGUCCACCUCUCUCAUCGGCGUCAACACAAUACAAUACAAUACAAUACCGUGGGUGUUUCGAAAAGGAAAGAGAGGAUUCUUUUCCUUCGCCGCCAACGCCAUCGUCGUCACUCGCCAUUUUCUACGGGAGGGGAAGUGGAUUAGAACGUCAGGAAAUUGAGUAUUUGGGGUGAGAGGAUUGGACGGAGCUUCUGAGAAAGAAGGUGAUAAGAUCAGUUGCAGAUUUGAGAGAGAUAGAAAUUGAAUGGUAUACUAAAACAGGCAAACAAGAGUUCAAGCCAGUCAGGUAUUCCUCUGUCGUUCGUGGUCUCUGGCCUCCAGCUCUAGCAGGUCGCUUAUCCUGAACCCUAUUUCCACUUCUCGAUUCGCCUUCUUCCUGUUUCCUGAACUUUUUUUUGCCAUUUCUUUUCUUUUGGGUACUUGCUUGUUCCGUUAUUGGCAUAAUAUUGCUGGGCUUUUGCGGCCUAUUUGAUGUGGGAAUCAUGUUUCUCUGGCGUCUCUCAGUUUUGAUUAUCAUGUGAUGUCUUUGAUUGUAGGUUUUCUUCUAGGUGAUAUGAUGAUGGGUGGUGGGUAUUACGGAAAUGGAGUAUCUUCGUCUUCCUCAUCGAAUUUGUCGGCUGCAGCUCCCCCUUUUACUGUCGAUCGCUCUGUUCCAAAACCCUUCUCCCCACUUAUUGACUUCACUGACCAAACUUACCAUCUUCCUGUUUCUAACUCAAACUCUGGUCUGCAUAAUUGGCUACCCUCCAACUCUAGUCAUGACUUCUUUUCCAUUGAUGACAACAAUGGCGCUGUAUUUGAACCUAUCCCUUCCUCAAUUGAUUACACCAACUCGCCGAAGAUUCCCCAUGUAGCUACCCUUAACCCUGCCUCCCGUUCAGCUGAUGACGGUCACCAUUCCCAUCCACCUCCAAUUCACCCUGAACCUUCCAACCCAUACCACCAGCCAUUCAUAUCUUCGGACACCAGCAAAUCGAUGCUUCCUCGCCAAUCUGGACAUGGAAUAUUGUCUCGCACCCAUGCAGUGACGCCCUUGCAACCUUCUGGUGAUAUUUGCUUCCCUCAAACUUUGGACCACACCUCACACUGGAAGGGCUUGUGGAAUAGCUCAGAUUGGCUGCAAAACAGUCAGGUGAAACUGGAUGAUGGGUGUUUUGUUGCUCAAGACAAUUAUAUGAAUGAAGGCUCUUAUGCACCUAAGAAGAUUUUUUAUGGUGAGGGAUUCAAUGGCACUGAUGUUGUCGGAAGUGAAAAGAAUGUUAAGCGUUCAAAUAUUGAGCAGAUGGAUUACCAAUCCGUCCUCUGUGAAAACCCAAAGUUCGUUAACACGGAUUAUCCAACAGCAUUGACCUGCACAGCCACUCUAGCAGGAGAAUCUGGAGGCUACGUAACUCCUUUUAGCGCGUCACUUGAACUGGGCUCAAGGAAACAAUCUCCCAGUGCAGUGGAAACUCACUUAGUUACGAAGUUGCCUUCAGUUACCAUCAAGCCACCACAUCAGGACAUGUUCUCUCACAAAACUAUGCGUCCUUGGAUUGGUGAAGGAAAAGAGUUUGGUUGUGUUAAUCCCGUAAGUAUUAAAGAGGCUCAUCCAGACAGAAAGGCUGAAGGCAAACCUGAUCUUGAUACAAGGCAACUCAGGCUUCACUUGGGGAAAAGUCAAGAAGAACUGACAAGCAACACAAGUAUUUUUAGCGAGGGCCCUUUUAUAGCAAAACCUGGGUUGCAAGUUCCUCGUAUGUAUCCGGAUGGUUUUAGUGUGUUAGUUGAUAACAAGUCCCUCAACUCUGCGGACAAUAUUGCUGAGAAUUUGGCUCAUCACAGUUCUGCUUUGGACUCUCCAUGCUGGAAAGGGGCUUCCAUAUCACACAGGUCCGGGUCUGAAGUGGCUAGGUCAUAUGAUUUGAGAAAGGUGGAAGAUUUCAGUGGUACAAAUCUUCUAGGGCCUGAAGUUUCUCCUUUCACGCCCUAUGGUGCAGAUCUAGUAAAUCCUCAGAACUCAGGUGAUUGUGAGACACACAAUGCGGCGAGGGAUCCAGAAGAGUGUUUAGGUCCUUUUAAAGAACAGACUGGUGCUAGUGCUAGUAUAUUUUCAGGUGAAGGAAUAGGUUGUGGUAUGAAACUUGAAACUCAUAACACAACAGUUAGUUGCAGCCCUGGAGUUCAAUCCUCUGAUGGUAUCUGUACGCUCAAUAAUGGAGACGAUCUAUUUCGCCAAUCAGUGGAGACUUUUGAUGGUGAAGCUCCCAAGAAGCAAAUUACUGGGGAAGGACAAGGUACAACUGUUAAACAUGCAUGGUCUAAUGAUCCUGAGACAAAUAAGAGUGAUUACCCCGAAUAUUGGUCAAGCCAUGUAUCAUUCCAUGCUAUAGAGCAAGUGUUACUUUCACCGCCUUCAGCAGAAUCUAGCCCUACUCUGGAAAAAAACAAAGCAGAAUGUAGGCCUUCUGAGCUAACUAGGCCAAGUAACAGGAAAUCAGCCCCAUAUGUUUAUAUCAAAACACUGGUUAAUUCAAUGCAUGACCUCUCCGAGUUGCUUCUCUUGCACUGUUCAAAUGAGGCUUGUGAAUUGGCCGAAGAAGAUUGUGAGACUCUUAAGGAGGUGCUUAAAAAUGUUCAUUCAAGUUUAAUGAAUAAGGCAGAGGAGGUGAUUAACAUGGAAAAGUUAUUGAUUCCAAAAAGACAACGUCAAUUUUGUGCAUUUAGAAAGGGUCCUAAUGUGGAGGCUUCUCAAUAUCAGGGACUUGGCAGUGGUAAGCUUCCAUCUCCAGUCCAGGUCCAACGUCUCCAGGAGUAUCAUAGCACUUUGGAUGGUCUCAGAGAUGAGAACUUACUCAAUCACGAGUCAGUGAAGCAUGCCAGCGUGACACAGGCUAUAAAGAAGAUUCUUACUGAGAGCUUGCACAAUGAGGUUGAAACUCAACCAGACAUAAUUUUGUAUAAAAAUCUGUGGUUAGAGGCAGAAGCAGAGUUGUGUUCUGUUAAUCAUGUAGCUCGUUAUAAUCGGAUGAGAAUGGAGAUGGAGAACGGUCAUUCGCAGCAGCUUAAUGUUUUACCAGAGAGAACAACGGCAAUGAGGAUGUUCGGAAGACCAGAGAUUUCUUCUGAUAUUUCUGCUCAGGGCACUAUGGGAUUGGAUAUUAACUCUAGACAAGUCGUGGAUACUCCUGAUUCAGAUACCUCGAUCUCAAGCGCAAGUAGUAAUUCAGAUGACACGCUUGCCAGAUCCCACGUCUUAAAAUCCCCUGUUGGCAAGUCAGUUGCUGCUAUUUUUUCUGUAGCGGGUAAAAUUUCGGAUCACAAGGAGGCUGGCAAGGCAACACUAGAAGUAAAAGAUAGUGCAAAAACAGAUGUGUUCGUCCAUGAGUCUCAUCGUUCCAGAAAUAUUGGCCACACCAAUGAUGUGGAUGCUUCUGUGAUGGCCAGAUUCCAAAUCCUUAAAUGCCGGGCUGGCAGCUUGAACUCCACAGCUACAGAGGAACACCAGCCAGAAGGUGCUGAUCUUGGAUAUCCAGGUUUAAGAGACAAUCCUUCAACCUGUAAAGAAGUCUUGGAGAACAUACCGAAGAAUGGAAAAGUGAAAACAUCCCUGCCGAUUAGUCCAGUUAAGUGUACGGAAGAACAUGUGGUUAUUGAAGACAAAUGCAACAAGAGGAAGGGGCAUGGAACUAUGAAUGUGUCGACAACCAACGUGGACCCUGUUUCAGUUCCUCUCGAAUCACAUACCUUUUACAAUACCAGUGAUCAUCCUGACGUGAGUUCUCGAUUUUUCAUUUUGAAGAGUCGGGAUGAGAAACACGAUUCCAAGAGCACAUCGGAUGUGGAGAAGUCAUCGAGUCCUGUGAUUUCUCCUUGUAAGGUAAACUUGAGACCUCUGCAGGAGAAGAAUGAUGUGACAGGUUCUGAAGAUACUUAUUCUGUGGAGCAACUCCAUUUACGUGUCCGAGACGCUCCUGCGGUUCCACAUUGCUUUGUGAAUAUGCCUGGUUAUCAGUCUCACUCCAGCUACCAGGAGAGCUCUUCUUCAUCAGACUGGGAACAUGUGCUGAAGGAGGAGGUUACUGGAGAGAAGUGAUGAAGGCUGUUAAUCGUGUUAUAAUUCAUGCGUGGAGCAUGAAAUUUACUUUUGUUCACUUAUAGAAACGUAAAUAGCACGUCGGGAUUCAUGCUGUUUUCAAAUUAUGUAUAAUUAUGUUGGCUACGUACGUGGGUACUAUAGUUAUCAAUGGGUCGUUGCUUAUCUCAAAGACGGUUGAUCCUGAAUAGGAAGCAGUUUUCGAGCAGUCUAUUUAGUGGUAUUGCUAUUGCACAAAUUGGGACUACUAAUACGAGCUGAAACUCCUCCAGUUAUUCCUAGUGCUCUCCCUUCCAACAAAGAAUUCAAUACAAGUGUCAAAUGUGGUGCAGCGCUAUACUUUAAACAACCAGUUAAGCUUCAACCAAUUCCUGUCAAGGCUGGACGCGAAGACUUGAGAAGUAGCAAAGGAGCCAAAAGGGCAACUCGGUACCACAAAUGAAUAUCAUUUCCUGUCAAGGCUGGACGUGAAGCUUUGAGAAGUAGCAAAGGAGCCAAAAGGGCAACUCGGCCCCACAAAUGAAUAUCAUAGGAUGGA